AUGGGAUGUGGGGAGAAGGGGGGCGGCGCGCGGCGUUCUGUAGGACAAUCAUCAUCCCAUCACAUCAUCCGUCCAGUCCACUGCCAGCACAACCGCCAUACUUUCUCACGGACCCGGGAUAUCGGCGAGCCAGGCCUGGUCUUUUUUGCCCCUGAACUCCUUUCCCCAUCCAUCAGCGCUUGGAUGGAAGUACGGAGUAUGUACGGACUCGCGGAGAGCCAGAGACACGGGCGCUCUGCCGGCGCUCUUUUAUCCGCCUGGCCCUUUUUCCGGGGAGAACGGCACGAUAAUAAGUCGGCGCGGUGGCUGCUGGAAUUGUCGGGCGAUGCCGGGGGGGGGCAAAAGACAGGAGGCGAUGGACGGCGGCGACCACAGAAAACGAUGGAAAUUCGAGAACGUUAG
Coccidioides immitis RS is the source of this 402-nucleotide messenger RNA. RefSeq lists its product as uncharacterized. The record is from RefSeq and is a predicted model, not a curated record. The transcript has 3 exons. NCBI's taxonomy places the organism in Eukaryota, Fungi, Ascomycota, Eurotiomycetes, Onygenales, Onygenaceae. Bases 1 to 402 code for a protein of 133 amino acids.